This is a messenger RNA of Saitoella complicata NRRL Y-17804, 2478 nucleotides long. RefSeq lists its product as uncharacterized. Gene Ontology annotation, molecular function: nucleic acid binding. NCBI's taxonomy places the organism in Eukaryota, Fungi, Ascomycota, Saitoellomycetes, Saitoellales, Saitoellaceae. Bases 1 to 2478 code for a protein of 825 amino acids. The transcript is spliced from 2 exons. The record is from RefSeq and is a predicted model, not a curated record.
AUGGGCAAGAAAGGCCAGCAGAAUGGAAAGGGCAAAGGCAAGGAGCCGAAGAGAAACAACAAGUUGAUGGGAUUUGUGCCGCAGCGGUUUGGCGGCUUCGCGGAAGAUGACGGUACUCAAGUUCGUGGAUUCAAGAUGAAGGACACUGGACGGAGAACGGAACAUUACCGAUUUACGAAGAAUGGGGAUGCUUCUGGUGAAAGAGUGCCAUUACGCAAGAUGGGGGUGUCGUUCGUUAAGAGUACUUCGGGAGGGCUUGAUCCAGAUGCUGAGAUUAAUGAUGCUAUCGAGGAACAUGAAGUGGACACAACCGCUGACGAUGCGAUUCAUCAUGCGGACGACCUGAGGCAUCAGCAUGAACAUCCGGUGGCGAAUCAUGUGGAUCAGGCCAUGGAACCUGUAGAGGCAGACGAUGGGGAUGAGGAGGAAGACGAUGAUCUCGAAGAAGAAGAGGAUGCUGGAGAGGAGGAGGAGGAGGAGGAUGAUGAGGAGGAGGAUGAUGAGGAGGAGGAGGAUGAUGAUGAGGAAGAUGACAUCGACAACAUUCCCAUUGUCCCCCCACGCGAAGAUGACGACGAAUUCAACUACGGCGCCUCCGACUCCGACGCAGCAGACGAACAAGUCGCACGCGCUAUCCUUGCCUCGGGCAAUGAUCCCAAUACUCACGUCCACGUCGAACAGACCACUCUUACCCAUAUCUCCGCGGAGGAUCCCGGAGAGGGCUCGUCAAGAGCGAUAAAUCUGGAAUCUCUCGCUAUCGAGGAUACUUCGGUGCAUAUGGAGGUUGAGAAUGACGCCCUAUUUGUCGUUGAUACGGAGGGUGAUACAGCGAUGCGACCCGCGGAACCGUCGAAGGUGUCUAUCCCGGUGAGGUAUGAGCAUGCACCACAGUCCGAUGAGGAGGUCGUCUUCGUGCCGAGGCGGGGUGUGAGGAUCGUUGAUGAGAGUGUGACGGCGGCCAAGAUCGAGCACCUUACAGUCAAGAAGACUCAGAUUGACGUCAAUGUUGAAAUGCGUGAUGAGAAUGCUGACUGGCAGCCCGUGCCGAAGACGAAGCCUGGGAAGGAGCGCGGCGGGAAGAGAGCGCGCGGGAGGAAGGAGAAACUUAACGGCCCGGGUCCUGGGAUGAGAGACUCGGCGAUCGAUGCAGCGUUGGACGAUUACAUGGAUAAUCUCGCUAACCAGGACUUCGACUCGGAGGAAGAAGAGGCGUUCGAGCAUCGUGGUCUUGGUUUCGCUGCGUUGGGCGGUCAGGGUGCUGGGUUGGAGGAUGAGUGGGUUGAUGAGAGUGAGGGUGAUGAGGAAGGGGAGGUUAGCAGGGUUGGUGGAGUGGGGUUGGAGUAUUAUGUUGGGGAGGAGAGUAGUGAGGAGGAUGACGAGGAUGAGUCGAGUGGACAGGAGGAUGAGAAUGAUGACGAGGACGAGUUGGAUGAUGUGGACAUUGACGAUUUGCUCGAUGAGGAGGAUGAUGGCCUCGAGGGUAUCGGAGCCGAGGAACUUGAAGAACUCGACGAGCUGGAGCAACUCGAGUUGGCAAUCGCCCGAUCCCUAGGCAACGCUUCCGGCAAAGGCCUGCCCGGCAAGAAGAACAAGCGCGGAAAAGACACCUUCAUCGAAGAUGCCCUCUUCAACGGUGACUUCCACGCCUCGGACUUUGAGUACGAAUUCGAGGAUGACAGCGACGACAUCGGUGGUUUCGAACCGAGUAAGUCUUUGAAGGCGCAGCUGAAGCGGGCUGGGAAGAGGUUGCCUGCGCGGAUCGAGGAUUAUGAGUUGGGGUUGUCGGAUGAGGACAUGGAAGCGCAGAUUAAGGAUCAGUGGGCAAAGGAUCGCUCUAGUAAAGCUGAUAAGAAGAGGGAGAGGGAGGAGUUACGCAAAGCCGGUAUGCUCGGUAAAGGCAAGAAGGGCAAGAAAGCCAAGCUCGCUGAUCGUGAUGAGUUCUCGCUCGGAAUCUCGGUGCAGCGGAUGAACAUCGAGAUCCGCGAUUUCAUUGAUGAUUUGGGGAUGCAGAGUUUGCCAUUACCGCCUAUGGAUAAGUUUUCGCGACGGACGGUGCAUACGCUCGCUAGUGCGUAUAACUUGAAGAGUAAGAGUGUCGGGAAGGGGAAGAGACGGUUCCCGACGUUGAUCAAGACGACGAAGACUUCGUACCCUAGGGACGAACGCCUCGUUGACGAGAUCCUCGCACGGCACGAAGGUGGUGGAAGGGGUAACACCGGUUACCUCCCCCGUCUCGACCGUCCCCGUCCUCGUCCUGGGAAGACUGUCGGUCAACGCGGUGGUGCCCCCGGACUCGUUCGCAAUAACAACGGUUCCGUCGUCGGUGGUGACGCACCUGAGAUUGGAGCGGGUAACCUUGGACGCAAGUUGUUGGAGAAGAUGGGGUGGAGUGCCGGGCAGGGCUUGGGUGUGGAGGGUAGGACGGGUAUUUCAGUGCCGGUUAUGGCUGUUGUGAAGAUGGAUAAGAGGGGGUUGUGA